Molecule: messenger RNA, 2413 nt
Organism: Chironomus riparius
Lineage: Eukaryota; Metazoa; Arthropoda; Insecta; Diptera; Chironomidae
Source: the annotation of a GenBank genome assembly
GUCAAGUUGUAAAGACGUAAAAGCAGACCGUACCAGUGGAAAUUCAAUAAAAGAAAAAAAAAUAAUAAUAAUAUAAAAGAUAUCCGGUUACGGUGAAGUUACAAGAAAAGUUCUAAAGGCACGAAGAAAAUAUUAAUAAGAAUAAUUGAUAGUCUGUGAUAUCCACAAGAAGAAUCAAGUGAAUGAUGCUAUAACGAAGAGCAUGUAGAUUCAAUCUAGGAAAUAAUGAUAAAGUGUGCAAGUUGAAAGCAUUCAAUAAAUCUAAUCAGAUAGAGAAUUUAUGAGUAUAAAGAAAUAAGAAAUAAAAUUAAAUUAUAAAGGAAGUUGUGAGUGUAAAAAGAAGAAUCGCAAGCAGCAAAAAAAAUGAAUUACAAUAAAUUGAAAUUACUUCUCGUCGUAUUAACUUGGCGCAUGGCUAUUGCAAACAACAUCAGUUAUGAAAUUAAAUCAUUAUUUGGACAGCCCGAUUAUCGAUCAGUAAAUUUAACAUGGGAAGUCGAUGAUAAAUAUGCAGGAAAUCGACUAAACGAGGAGAAAGAAGAUGAGACUGAACCAAAAAGCUUUUUUGUACAUUAUUGUGAAAUCCAAAGCUGGGGCGAGUAUCAUCGAUGCAACUCAAAAGUAUUAAUCGAUGAUGACGGAGUUGACUUUGAGAAAGACACAUCAAAAAUCUACAAAAUGACAAUCAACAAUCUCCGAAUGGCAACAAAAUAUUCAUUCAAUGUGAGACCCAAAAGAGUUGGCGAUUCAGAAAAGUCAGCAAGAUCAGAGAACUUCCUAAAAGAUGACAAAACAGGUCAAUCGAUCAUCAUUCCAACAAAAGGAUUCUCAGCAAUUGCGACGAAAUGUCUACCAAAUGAGUCAGAGAUUCUUGUUGAGACUGGACCUUAUUUUGGUGGGAAAAUUGCAUCUGAAAAUGGAAUUUGUGGCAUUCAAGGAAAUGCAAAAGAUCCAAAAGAAACGUAUGCAAUGAGAAUUGAUCACGAACGGUGUGGAUCAACAGUGUCACAUGAAGAUUUGACAGUCGAAACUUACAUUACUGUUCAAGAAAAUUCAGGAAUCCUAACACACAGCACAAGAAGAUUCCUUGUUGUCUGCACAUUCCAGCCAGACACACUGACAGUCAGAGCAAGAUUAGCACUGCCUGGAAAAGGUGAUGUAGUAGUUGAGGAAGAUUCAUGGUCAGAUAGAGAACGAACAUCCCGUAACCGGCAAUUUAAAAUGGUCGAUAAGUCAGCCUUGAUUCUUAAAGAAAGUGGCGAGCAUUCUGUUGAAAAUGCAAUCGGAGAUAUUGAAAAUUUGACAGAAAAGAUUUUAACAAAAGAAGUUACAGUUCCUUCAUCAUCGCCGUCGCCAAAUAAGAAUCAAACCACAUUUUCAUACAAAAAUCCACGAUUUUCACGGUACGCUACUGAAAAUGAAAAAUCAACAGCCUUUCAAAUAGACGCAAUCACUUGUUUAAUAAUUGGAGUAGCACUUAUAGUGCUCAUAAUUUUUAUCGCAUUUAUAAUCUAUCGGAAGGAUAGAAAAGGCGAGGAGCAGAUGGAAAGACUACAAAGUAACGCUGUUUAUUAAUUAAGUUUUUUUUUUGAAUUAAUUUAAGAGAAACUUCUCGAUAUACCAAGGGUGGAUGUUUGGAGUUAGGUUUGGUUGCUGCUAUGGUUUUAUUGACUUUUUGAACUCAGGUCUUGGUGUUAAAUCUAGACCUGCUUAAAACUCAAAUUAUAAUACUACAGUAGCUACCAAACCUAGCUUUCAACCCACCUUUACUACAAACUUAAUAUUUAAACUGAUUUUAACCUUAAAAAAUACGGAAGUUGCUGAAUUCUAGAGAAACAUACUUUGUGUUUAUGUAGAAAAAUUUAAUAUAGAUUAAAAUAAAUUAUUGAUGAAGGUUAGGGAAUUUGCUCUACUUAGUGAUGUAAUUUUCAAGUUCAAUGUCGAUAACCUUUUCAUUUUAGGGCAACUUGUUAAAAAUUCCUUAAUCUUCAUCGAAUGCUUUAACAUUCUCGUCUUCUGCUUCUUCCUGCUUAAUUUAAAUAUUACAAAUAAAAACUCAAUUUAGAGCAGAUCUAAUGUGCAUGCAACUAAGCAGCAAAUGACUAGUAAUAAAAAUCUACUUAGUUGCUAGUACAUGCAGUAAAAAACAAUAACAAUUAUUGAUAUUCAAUAUAAGAUUUAGGUCACUUAUUGGAAUUGGAUUUUUAAUCUAAAUUUUAAAUCAAUGACAAAUUUUCCGAUAGGAUCUUUUUAUAGACCUAACUUGCUUUAUUAAGUUACUUAAGUUUUUGAUCUUAUAUUAUUAAAAUCAUUAAAAUGUAAUACAUUAACAUCCUGCUGACAUUUUGGUGUAAUACAUUUCAUUGAUUUUAGGAACAUGAGAACAAACUUAUAAUUUUUUUUAAAUGUAAUA